This is a messenger RNA of Moneuplotes crassus, 1277 nucleotides long. The record is from the annotation of a GenBank genome assembly. Lineage: Eukaryota; Ciliophora; Spirotrichea; Euplotida; Euplotidae.
AUGUCAAGUGAGGUGUCUCAAUUAUGGAAAGAUUAUGAAUCUGGCCGGACUUUUAUCAUUAAUCCUUCAAAGAAGCCCAGUCAGCAAGAGUGUUUGGCCAAUGGGACCUUUCAAGCUAAAUUCCACUCCCAGAUUUCAGGCAAAGGAGACAGAGAAACUAGGAAGUUAUUUGAAAAUAAGGAUUACUUAUGAAAUUCCGUGAAGAAUCGAAUGGGGAAUAUUUAUACUCCUUCUUUAAGUAAGCUAGAAGGCUAUACACAAUACCCACGGCCAAAGACUAAGCAGACAAGUAGGAAGAUUUAUAAGCAACGAAACUAUACAGGGAGGUAUUCCAGAGUAAAGUCGGUCAGGCAUUUCCCUGAAGAAAUCCCUUCUUACCUUGAUACUAAUUGGUUUGCUCCAAAGCAAAGAGCAGGCACUGCUAAGCAUAAUGCUAGAAGAACAGUUCUUAAUAAUGAUAAACCUGCCAUAAAUAGGGAGAGGAACCUUAAAGUAGUGAGUUAUAGAGAUCGAGUCAAAAGUGCCCAUAGGAAAAAUUCGAAGAUAAAAGGAGAUGAGCCUAAGACACUUGCUUAUUAUCAAAAUUUGAGAAAAGUUAAUUCAAGAAAGAAUAAUGUGUUUAUCUCUGCUUCUACUAAUGUCCAGAAGACUCUCCGGACAAUGAGGCCAACAAAGAUAGACCCAGCUGAGGACGACCUAGCUGAAGUGAUGGAAGUUAAGAAACCGAAGAAGCCUCAGAAAGCUAAACCCAAAGCAAAAGGGAAAAAGGAAGAGGUAGUUGAAGAUACACCGGAGGAAUCAUCUAAAGAUCGGACCAUCGAUGCAUUGAAUGAUCCUAGUAUUUCAGAUAUGAGUGUUGCCUCAAUUCAAGAUGCAGAUUACAUCAGUGAGAAGUUAAGGCAAAGAACCUCUUCUCUUAUGAAAAAGAAAUUGGAUGAAUUUCAUAAGGCAGAAACUUUAGUUAAGGAAUAUAAACCUCCAAAAUUCAAAAGAUCAUCGAAGCCAAAAUCAGUGUUCCUUAAAGUCCCUAUCAAGACAUCUGGUCAACAAUGGAGGAGUGAUCGAAGGAACAUGAUGUCUGUUAACCCUAGUUAUUACUCCCAAGAAGUCUCUCAAAUAAAUAAGGAUAAAGCUAUGCUUCUCAAGAGAAGAGAUGGAACAGUCAUGAAGAAUCUGGCUAUGCAACAAGAACUUGAAAUCACAAGUAAGAAAGCUGAUAAAGAACUCCGAAGGGCCAUCUACUUGCAUGAAAAUUAAUAAGAUGUUUCAACUUCCUA